AUGAAACUUACAGUAAUCUUGGUUCUCUUUUCGGUACUUCUCGUUGCUGUGGUCCAAGCAGCUCCUGUUGGACCAAACGUGCACUUGCUCGGAGUGCGAUUCAAGGAUUUAUAUGCUGCAAAGGUGGUACAAUUGAAGAAAAUUCACGAAUCCUACACCUCCGAGAUCGACCAACUUAACAAGGAACUACCAGGAGCCGCAGCAAAGGAUGGCGCAAAAAUUCGACCAUUAGAAGCGGAUUUGGUACCAAACUAUAAAUAG
This is a messenger RNA of Paraglomus occultum, 261 nucleotides long. NCBI's taxonomy places the organism in Eukaryota, Fungi, Glomeromycota, Glomeromycetes, Paraglomerales, Paraglomeraceae. The record is from the annotation of a GenBank genome assembly.